GUUAGACCUCUUAGCACCUUAGCACUUCCUCGUUCGGCGAUUUGCUCAAGAGGGAAUACUUAAUUUUUCUAUCGUUCGUGUCAUCUGGCUCUGAAAUCUGCGCAAGAUAUUUAAAGCGAUUGCUAUUCGCAGUCACCCUUAACGUCACUGAACAGCUAUACCAUGCUGCAACCUGCUCGUAUUAUUCUCCUUAAAGAGGGCACUGACAGCUCCCAAGGCAUUCCCCAGAUAUUAAGCAAUAUCUCGGCUUGCGAAGCCGUCGCGGAGGCCGUUCGGUCAACUCUUGGACCCCGAGGAAUGGACAAGAUGAUUAUUGAUGAUAAAGGGAAAGCUACAGUCUCGAAUGAUGGCGCCACUAUUUUAAAGUUGUUGGAUGUUGUGCAUCCCGCCGCAAAGACUCUGGUUGAUGUUGCUCGAGCCCAGGAUGCUGAAGUCGGAGACGGGACUACGAGUGUCACAAUUUUGGCCGCUGAGUUUCUGAAACAAGUGAAACCUUUUCUUGAGGAAGGUGUUCAUCCAACAGUCAUUAUACGCGCUUUCCGAAUAGCUGAGAAGAUGGCCCUUGCUAAACUGAAUGAACUUGCCUGUCGUAUUGAAAGUACCGAUCCGAGUGAACAACGAAGUUUAUUGGAAAAAUGCGCUGCCACAGCCCUCAGUUCUAAGCUAGUUGCCGGUCAUAAAGAUUACUUCGCAAAGCUCGCGGUCGAUGCUGUCAGCCACUUGGACACAUAUCUUCCCCUGAAGAUGAUUGGCAUUAAAAAGGUUGCUGGUGGAGCGUGGGAAGAUUCUUUGCUGGUUGAAGGCGUUGCUUUCAAAAAGACUUUCAGUUACGCAGGUUUUGAGAUGCAACCAAAGAAAUACAAAUCUCCGAAAAUCGCUCUGCUCAAUAUCGAACUGGAACUUAAAGCAGAGAAAGAAAAUGCUGAAGUUCGCGUUCAUUCAGUCGAAGACUACCAGAAGAUUGUUGAUGCGGAAUGGAAUAUUCUAUACGAAAAACUUGAAAUAUUGCACAAAAGUGGGGCCAAAAUAGUCUUGUCGAAAUUGCCUAUUGGUGAUGUGGCCACGCAGUACUUUGCGGAUCGUGACAUGUUUUGCGCUGGACGAGUGACAGAGGAUGACCUCUCUCGAACCCAAAUGGCGUGUGGCGGUAGCGUGCAAACAACAGUGCAUGGUUUAUCUGUCAAUGCCCUGGGGACUUGUGAAUCAUUCGAGGAAGUCCAGAUCGGGUCCGAGAGGUUCAAUAUUUUCAAAGGCUGCCCUCAAGCGCGUACUUGCACCAUAAUUCUUCGAGGUGGAUCAGAGCAGCUUAUGGAGGAAAUUGAACGAUCUCUCCACGACGCUAUCAUGGUGGUCCGCAGAGCUAUGAAAAACGAUGCAUUUGUUGCAGCGUCAUCGGCAGAUACAAUUGAGGAAAAGCUGUUGAAACAAACUACAAUUACUCCGAAAGAUGUUUUGCAAUUAAAAAGAGCUACUAAAGGAUAUCUAUGUUCAAACAGCGAGAACAAAUAUGGUAUCGACUUUUUAAGCUUUUGUCUACGUGAUAUGGAUUCGAAAAUAAUCCUGUUUGAAGUAUCUAAACGACGAUGCGCAACUGUACCCCAUCAUACAGAAGAAGCUACUCCCCAAACGAACCGAUACAUUCAAUACCAGUUUGACUCAAACAUUUUGAAUCUAAGGAAUAUUGGGGCAUCCAUUGAAUUUUCAGUCGGAAAACAUGCGAUAAAAGAUUUUUUAAUGAUCGAGCGUCACUACUUUCGGGAAAAAUUGCUUAAAAGUUUCGAGUUUAACUUUGGUUUCGUUGUUCCCGAAUCAGUAAACUCUGUGGAGCAUAUAUACGACUUACCAAAGCUGUCAACAGCGGAAAACAUUAUCGCCAAUCCAUAUGAAACUAAGUCCGACAGCUUCUAUUUUGUCGAGGGCUGCUUGAUUAUGCAUAAUAAGGCAGCUUAUUCGUUUACUAACUGA
Dicrocoelium dendriticum is the source of this 1965-nucleotide messenger RNA. Lineage: Eukaryota; Metazoa; Platyhelminthes; Trematoda; Plagiorchiida; Dicrocoeliidae. The record is from the annotation of a GenBank genome assembly.